Fusarium subglutinans is the source of this 1785-nucleotide messenger RNA. RefSeq names its product Hemocyanin beta-C chain unit D. The transcript is spliced from 3 exons. Bases 1 to 1785 code for a protein of 594 amino acids. Lineage: Eukaryota; Fungi; Ascomycota; Sordariomycetes; Hypocreales; Nectriaceae. The record is from RefSeq and is a predicted model, not a curated record. Gene Ontology annotation, molecular function: oxidoreductase activity.
AUGCAGCGUGAUAAAAUCUACAACUGGGAAGAUGAUAUCCUGCCUAUGAUUGAAGCACCUUACUGGGUUGUAGAUGACCCAAAGGGAGUAGGCCAGACAUGGAUUGACGAGAUGCAAUUCUGGGGGCAGUGGGACCUAUCCAAUUAUGACGAUGUCAAGAAGCGGGCAGUGGGCAUAUAUAAGCAUCUCCGUUCCAAGGCAAUGCCAGUCACUCGAAACCCCGACCAUUACUGGCCCGAGGAUGCCCUCGAGGUAUUUCGCAACUGGGUAAACAGUGGCUUUCUGAAGGAUGCACAUGCUCAACCUGUGAAACCCGAAAUAGUCAUCCCUGAGCCGAACGACCCCCCCAUAUCCUACCGAGUGAGGAAGGAUAUCAUGAGCAUGUCCCGAGAGGAGCUCGUCAUCUAUCAGUCCAAGCUAGAUGACAUUCUUCGUGUUCGAGAACCGAAAUCCAAAUGGCAGGAGCUUGGUGUUCUUCACGCAUACUGGUGUCUUCACUAUCAAGAGGCCACAUUUCUGUGGCAUCGAGCAUAUUUAAGAUACGUGGAAGAGUUAAUAGGCUGCGGAAUUCCUUACUGGAAUGGAUAUGCUAAGGAGGCUGCUUGUGAAACGUCGAAGUUCGCAGGCAUCCCCGCAAUGUUUCUCGAAGAAACAUAUGUGCAUCCUUCAGGCGAAACAAGGCCGAAUCCCCUUCGAUUUGCACUAGCCCUGGAUGGCAAGUCGAAGCAAUCACCUAACACUACUGUUACCAGAUGUUCAAUCUUGACCGAAGGUCAAGGUUCUUCAGACUGGAAAGAGAAGAUAGGGUUUUUCAAGAAGUACCAUGACCAAAUUGCCCAUGCUCUCAAGCAGUCAACAUAUACAACGCCAGAGUCGGCUGAGCACUUUGGUGUACCUUGGGCCAACAUCACUAAAUUCGGCAACGAUCAGAAGGAUUACCUCUAUCCUUUCCGUUUUGACUUUGAUGGCUUGUUUGAGCAGGUCCAUGAUAACUUUCACGGCUGGGUAGGACCUGAUAUGGCCGACAACACCUAUACUGCCUUCGACCCCAUAUUCCUUUCUUACCAUGCAAAUAUGGAUCGACUUGCUGGCAUUUUCAUGGAUGCGAACCCCGAGAAUCAGUUCACAUCUAGGUUCCCACUACAGCCUUUCAUCAACCAUGGUACCGAUAUUGAUUAUGACGAUCCUCGCCGCUGGCGAUAUACUACAAUCGGCGACAUGGCCAAGGACACUCGCGCAUUAGGUUACGUGUACGGCGAACCGGCGAGCCCUGACUUCUCAACUCUCAAGACUGCACAAGAACGGGGUAUUCGCCGCCCUGUGCCGAGUGGAGGCAAGGCAAUAGUUCUGCCUAUCGGUUUGCCAGGCCAAGAAACGGCUGCAGCUUCCAUUCUUGUCCGAACCGCUGAGAAGAGAGAGCUCACUCCUUAUGUGGUCUUCACUGAAGUUGGCUGUACAACAUCUAGCUACCGCAUCGAUGUGUUUACGGCUAGUGCAGAGUCUAUGGCUCCAGAUGCAGUCGGUAACCCUGACUUUAUUGGACAAGUGACACGACUUGGAAUGGGACGUGGAAGAGAUGGUUCGGGGCCACCGAACACAAACCGAUGUCGUAAACCAACUGCAACAAGGGUUCUUUCUGCCGCAAAGUUCAAGGAUCGCCUUUCAGAGGGUGAUAUACUGAAGAUUACAGUCACAGACUUAGAGACUGGAAAGGAGGUCGAUGAAGAAGAGUAUAAACAAAUGUCAGGUUUUGUUCCAAAGCUGGCUUGGCUGCCGGAUCAAUAG